Messenger RNA from Drosophila navojoa, 1270 nucleotides. It is a transcript of the gene Rpt6R, whose product is annotated as Regulatory particle triple-A ATPase 6-related. Gene Ontology annotation, molecular function: ATP hydrolysis activity; ATP binding. The record is from RefSeq and is a predicted model, not a curated record. Lineage: Eukaryota; Metazoa; Arthropoda; Insecta; Diptera; Drosophilidae.
UCAGUUCAAAAUGGGUGGAUUCGAAGGGCCUAAGGAUCCCAACGACAAACAGGGCACCGGCCUCAGCUCGUUCUUUGAGCAGAAAAUUGCCGAGUUGCAGUUCAUUGUUUCGGAGAAGCAGCGCAAUCUGCUGCGCCUGGAGGCUCAGCGCAAUGAGCUCAACUCGAAAGUGCGUAUGCUGCGCGAGGAGCUGCAGCUGUUGCAGGAGCAAGGUAGCUAUGUGGGCGAAGUGGUCAAGCCCAUAGACAAGAAGAAGGUCUUGGUCAAGGUGCAUCACGAUGGCAAAUACGUAGUCGAUGUGGAGAAGAAUAUCGACAUCAAUGAUGUGACUACCAAUAGCCGUGUGGCACUACGACAUGAUAGCUACACUCUCCACAAGAUUUUACCGAGCAAGGUGGAUCCACUCGUCUCGCUGAUGCUGGUCGAAAAGGUGCCGGACUCCACUUACGAGAUGGUGGGUGGCCUCUCCAAGCAAAUCACCGAGAUUAAGGAGGUCAUCGAGCUGCCCAUCAAGCAUCCCGAGCUGUUCGAUGCCCUGGGCAUUGCCCAGCCCAAGGGUGUCCUGCUCUAUGGACCGCCUGGCACUGGCAAAACCUUGCUGGCUCGCGCUGUCGCCCAUCACACGGAGUGCACAUUCAUACGCGUCUCCGGAUCGGAGCUGGUGCAGAAGUACAUUGGCGAGGGCUCACGCAUGGUGCGCGAGCUGUUUGUCAUGGCUCGCGAGCAUGCGCCAUCAAUCAUAUUCAUGGACGAGAUCGACUCGAUUGGCUCGGCGCGUCUGGAGUCGGGCAGAGGCGCCGACUCGGAGGUGCAGCGCACCAUGCUGGAGCUGCUCAACCAGCUGGACGGCUUCGAGGCAUCCAAGAACAUCAAGGUGAUCAUGGCCACCAAUCGCAUCGAUGUGCUCGACCAGGCUUUGCUGCGCCCCGGUCGCAUCGAUCGUAAAAUUGAGUUUCCGCCACCCAGCGAGGAGGCACGCGUCGACAUCCUACACAUACACUCACGCAAAAUGAAUCUGACACGCGGCAUCAAUCUGCGCAAGAUUGCCGAACUGAUGCCCGGUGCAUCCGGCGCUGAGGUCAAGGGCGUCUGCACCGAGGCGGGCAUGUAUGCGCUGCGCGAGCGCCGCGUCCACGUCACCCAGGAGGACUUCGAGAUGGCCGUCUCCAAGGUGAUGCAAAAGGACUCUGACCGCAAUAUGUCCAUGAAGAAGUUCUGGAAAUAAUUUUUUGAUUAAAAUUGAUUCAUCAAUGCAUCAUUAUAAAGAUUU